Molecule: messenger RNA, 1673 nt
Organism: Camellia sinensis
Lineage: Eukaryota; Viridiplantae; Streptophyta; Magnoliopsida; Ericales; Theaceae
Source: RefSeq, a predicted model, not a curated record
AAAAGUAAAGUAAGGGAGUGUCUAACAGAAAUUCCACUUCACUUGAUAGCAAGCCAAGUGGAGAAGCUCGCGCUCUCUCUCUCAUCUCAUUCAUCAUUCGAUUCUCAAUCAAACCAUGGAAAUCGAAGAAAUACAAGAAGUCCAACUAGAAGAACCAUCUCCAUUACCAGUAGUAGUAAAAGAGCCUCCCAUGAUACACCGCCUCGAUGAGUCGGUGGUGAACCGAAUCGCCGCCGGUGAAGUGAUCCAGCGGCCUGUCUCCGCCGUCAAAGAACUCAUCGAGAACAGCCUCGACGCCGACUCCACCUCCAUCAACGUCGUCGUCAAGGACGGCGGUCUUAAACUCAUUCAAGUCUCCGACGACGGCCACGGCAUCCGAUAUGAGGACUUGCCAAUACUAUGCGAGAGGCACACGACAUCCAAGUUGUGUAAGUUUGAAGAUUUGCAAUCGAUUAAGUCGAUGGGUUUCAGAGGUGAGGCCCUGGCUAGCAUGACCUAUGUUGGUCACGUUACCGUCACCACCAUUACCAAAGGCCUAUUGCAUGGUUACAGGGUGUCAUACAGAGAUGGUGUAAUGGAGCAUGAGCCCAAAGCUUGCGCUGCUGUAAAGGGGACACAGAUAAUGAUUGAGAAUUUGUUUUAUAACAUGACUGCUCGGAGAAAAACACUUCAGAACUCUGCUGAUGAUUACCCAAAAAUAGUAGACUUAUUAAGCCGGUUUGCCAUUCAUCACAUAAAUGUGAGCUUCUCUUGUAGAAAGUGCAAUCCAAUGUGGUUUUCUCAAGAGUACGGGAUUGACUAUGAGGUAAGCCUUUUGAAUCAGGAAGUUGUUAUUGAGAAGAUACAAUCUGCAGUGGAGUCAAAAUUGAGAAACUCCAAUGAGGCAAGGACAUUUCAAGAACAGGUGGUAGAUCCCUCUCCGUCUAGUUCUAUGCUUAGGAGCAAAGAUUCCCCAAUUAAUCCCUCAGCUUCUGGGACAAAAUUGCAAAAAGUUCCAGUCCACAAAAUGGUACGAACAGAUUCACUGGAUCCUGCAGGGAGGUUGCAUGCCUACUUGCAAGUUAAACCUCCUAGCCAUCAUGAAAAUAAUUCCAGUUUGACAUCUGUGAGGUCUUCUAUCCGACAAAGGAGGAACCCAAAGGAAGCUGCCGAUCUAACUAGUAUUCAGGAGCUUAUUGAUGACAUUGAUAACAAAUGCCAUUCUGCUCUGCUGGACAUUGUAAGACACUGCACCUAUAUUGGGAUGGCAGACGAUGUGUUUGCUCUGCUUCAGCAUAAUACUCACUUAUUUCUUGCCAAUAUGGUGACUUUGAGCAAAGAGCUCAUGUAUCAGCAAGUCCUACGUCGGUUUGCUCAUUUUAAUGCAAUACAACUAAGUGACCCAGCCCCACUGCCUGAGUUGAUUAUGCUGGCACUGAAAGAGGAGGAUGUAGACCCAGAAUGCAAUGAAAAGGAUGAACUGAAAGAAAAGAUUGCAGAAAUGAACACAGAGCUGCUCAAGAAUAAAUCUGAGAUGCUAGAGGAAUAUUUUUGCAUCUAUGUUGAUUCACAAGGUAACUUGUCUAGGCUUCCUGUCAUACUUGACCAGUACACACCUGAUAUGGACCGGGUCCCAGAAUUUGUGCUUUGUUUGGGAAAUGAUGUAAGUUCUGAUAUCUAUUUUUUCUAACAUC